GCGCGGGGCCGCUAGUGGUUAGGUCUGAGGGUCUAGGAAAGCUGCGCGAGGGAGAGCGAGGAGUCGCGAGUGAGCCAACGGGUACCGCGACAGUCUGGUGGGGUCCGCCCGGGUGGCGGCCUCGGAAAGAAGUUGGAGCUCCUCUGACCGCUGCGACCUCCCUCCUGACGCGACGGAGGAGUGGUUAAAGUGAACUAACAAUGGCCAGUAAUCACAAACCUUCUGCAGCUCGCCCUGUUUCACGAGGUGGAAUUGGGUUGCCUGGAAGACCUCCUUCUGGAAUACGACCCCCAUCAGGAAAUAUUCGAGUGGCAACUGGAAUGCCACCUGGAACAGCAAGACCAGGCUCUCGUGGUGGUCCCAUAGGGACAGGAGGAGUUCUGUCUUCUCAAAUCAAAGUUGCUGACCGUCCUGUAACACAACAAGGUUUGAGUGGAAUGAAAACUGGAAUGAAAGGUCCCCAGAGGCAAAUUUUAGACAAAUCUUACUAUCUUGGGCUUCUUCGAAGUAAAAUAAGUGAACUUACAACAGAAAUUAAUAAACUUCAGAAAGAGAUAGAAAUGUACAAUCAAGAAAAUUCAGUAUAUUUGUCAUAUGAAAAGAGAGCUGAGACUUUAGCUGUUGAAAUCAAAGAAUUUCAAGGACAACUAGCAGACUACAACAUGUUGGUAGAUAAACUUAAUACCAAUACUGAAAUGGAAGAAGUAAUGAAUGAUUACAACAUGCUUAAAGCUCAAAAUGAUCGAGAAACACAAAAUAUGGAUAUCAUAUUUACUGAAAGACAAGCGAAGGAAAAACAAAUUAGAAGUGUAGAAGAAGAAGUUGAACAGGAAAAACAAGCAGCAGAUGGCAUUAUCAAAAACAUGUCUCCUGAAAAACAAGUCAAGUACAUAGAAAUGAAAACCACAAAUGAGAAAUUGUUGCAGGAGUUAGACACACUUCAGCAACAACUAGAUUCACUGAACAUGAAAAAAGAGAGCUUGGAAGCUGAAAUGGCAAACUCCCAGGUAAAACAGGAGGCUGUUUUGCUGCAUGAAAAACUUUAUGAAUUGGAGUCUCAUCGAGACCAAAUGAUUGCUGAAGACAAAAUCAUGGGAUCUCCAAUGGAAGAAAGAGAGAGAUUACUUAAGCAGGUUAAAGAAGAUAAUCAGGAAAUAGCCAGCAUGGAGCGACACAACAGUGAUAUGAGAAGAGGUUUUAUGAAGCUUGGGAAUCUACUAAGAUAUAUGGGAUCUCUGUCCUAUCUCAUCCAGCUGGCCAGAUAUGUCUUCCAGCUCAAUCUGAUGACAGUUAAGAACAUGGAUUUGAGAAGAGAAGAGAGGAAUAUUCUCCCAGGCGAAAUGAAUCAGAAGUACAAGGAGCUAAAAAAACGAGAGGAAAAUAUGGACACUUUUAUUGAGACUUUUGAUGAAACUAAGAAUCGGGAACUGGAAAGGAAGGCACAGAUAGAAGCCAAUAUUGUUGCACUUUUGGAGCACUGUAGUAGAAAUAUAAAUCGUAUGAAACAGAUCUCUUCUAUCACCAAUCAAGAGCUGAAGAUGAUGCAGGAUGAUCUCAAUUUUAAAUCCACUGAAAUGCAGAAAUCACAAAGUACAGCUAGGAAUUUGACUUCAGAUAGUCAACGUCUACAGUUGGAUCUACAGAAAAUGGAACUUCUGGAAAGUAAGAUGACUGAGGAACAGCAUUCUCUGAAAAGCAAAAUUAAGCAAAUGACAACUGACCUGGAGACAUAUAAUGAUUUGCCAGCUUUAAAAUCAUCAGGUGAAGAAAAGAAAAAGAAGUUACAUGAGGAGAGAACAGUAUUAACAACCCGCAGAAAUGCCUUUAAGAAAAUAACGGAGAAGCUAAGCGUAGAAUAUGAGACACUAAAAACACGAUUGCAAGAAAAUGAGACACAUUCUCAGCUUACAAAUUUGGAGAGGAAGUGGCAACACCAUGAACAAAAUAAUUUUGUGAUGAAAGAAUUCAUAGCAACCAAGAGUCAAGAGAGUGAUUACCAGUCAAUUAUGAAGAAAGUGACCAAGCAGAUUGCAGAGUACAAUAAAAGCAUCGCGGACGCUCUACAUAGCAUGAGCAGAAACUGAGUCUGAACCAACCUUAAGUCUCUAUACUACGUAGUAUGCUCUUGCUGCUAAACUUUAUGUAAGCUGACUGAAAAAGAAUAGCUUAUCCUUGAAGAGUUUUACCUAAAAAUUUUGAGUGCUAUAAUUUUUGUGACCUCUUUGAAGAGGUUAUACUAUUUUAAAUACUGUAAUAGUUCAAUAAAAAGUUUGCAUACAGAAAA
Ailuropoda melanoleuca (giant panda) is the source of this 2284-nucleotide messenger RNA. It is a transcript of the gene IFT74, whose product is annotated as intraflagellar transport 74. The record is from RefSeq and is a predicted model, not a curated record. Gene Ontology annotation, biological process: intraciliary transport involved in cilium assembly; cilium assembly. The coding region runs from base 201 to 2084 and encodes 627 amino acids. Gene Ontology annotation, cellular component: intraciliary transport particle B; cilium. NCBI's taxonomy places the organism in Eukaryota, Metazoa, Chordata, Mammalia, Carnivora, Ursidae. The transcript has 20 exons. Gene Ontology annotation, molecular function: beta-tubulin binding.